CGCAACUGCGCGCCGCCAUUGACGCGCUCGCUAUUUCUUUUUGGACAAGACUACUUCCAGCACGACUGCAGAAUACUACUGCAGCGGAAUCUAUUGCUUGCUUCACAACUUACGAGCAUCUUUUCCCUCGUCACCCGGCAUAUCUUUUGCUGCUCAUGUGCCGCUACGACCAUAUACAGCACGCGCCUUUGCUCUAACCUGCCCGCGCUGUGAGCUGCCCGCCAUGGCGGGACUCGGCGCCCUCGACACCCCGAGGACCAACCUGGGCGAUGCGACCUACCUCAACGGCCAGCACGAUCUCGACCUGUCAGAGGAGGUGUCGUUCCAGUCGCCCUCCAAAGACGCCAAUGUUCUGCAGCAACUCCGGAAUGGCGGCAAGGCCAGUAGCUUGCGCACCCCGCGCGGCAACAAACGCGCCCCCUUCUCGGAACGCCACAACCUCCCCGCGGGAAUAGCUGGCCCCGAGUUCACACCACUCCUCAAGUCGGCCACGAGGAGAAGCGCCGCGCGUAGGCGAGGCAAGGAGAAUGUCGCCUCAACCCCCACCGGGCUGCUCGCCCGCAUCGACGAGGACCUGUCCCCCAUACCAACAGUGGACAAUAGCGUGUUUGGCGCGUCGCGCGGCACGCCAUCCUUCGUCGGUCGCACCCCCGUGCCCCAGGUGGACAGCGACAGCACCGUCACAACACCCAUGGUCAUGAAGCGUCGCAACAUGGGCAAGAGCCCUCUACACGACAAGAACCAGCUGUCACUGCGUGAACAGGAGGGCGUCAUAGACCGUAUCGAAAAGGAGAACUUUGGCCUCAAGCUCAAGAUCCACUUCCUCGAGGAGGCUUUGCGCAAGGCCGGCCCCGGCUUCAGCGAGGCUGCCCUCAAGGAGAACACAGAGCUCAAGGUUGACAAGGUCACAAUGCAGCGUGACCUCCAGCGCUACAAGAAGCAUCUGACAUCGGCCGAGAAGGACUUGGAAAACUACAGGCAGCAGAUACUCGAGAUGCAGGACAAGUUCAGGAAACGACACGCCACCGAGGACCAGCGCGUCGAGCUCGAGCGACUAAAACUUGCACUAGAAGCCAAGGAGGCUGACGUGGCGGAUCUACAGCAGCGACUGGAUCAGAGCCAAAGGGAAAACGACAAGGCCGAAAAGCUACAGGACGAAAUCGGAGACCUCGAGGCCGAUGUGCGCGAAAAGGACCGCAUCAUAUCCCAGCACGAAGACGAGCUCGAGGACCUGAACCUGCGUGUCCAGACGGCCGAGGACAAGGCCAAGGACUCCCAGCGACGCAUAGUGGAGCUUGAGGAGAAGGCCCGGGCAAGCAGCAAGCUUCAAGAGGCCAACGACGCCAUCGAGGACCUGGAGGCUGAUGUCAGGAAGCUCGAAAACCAGGUGGAGGAACUCAAGGACAAGCUCCAGGAUGCCGUCGACGCCAAGGACCGUGCCGAAGGAGACCUCGAAGAGCUUCAGGAGGAGAUGGCCAACAAGUCGGUCGUCACCAAGGGCCUCUCGAGGCAAGUGGAGGAGAAGUUGGCUCGUCUCCAAGACGAGGUGGAGGACGCCCACACCAAGUACGCGGCGCUGGAGAAACGAUUCGACGCCAAGGGCCACGAGGUUGACGACAUGAAGCUCAAGUUGAAGGAGUCACGUCAAGAGCGUGAAGCCAUCGACCGCGAACGUCGGUCGCUGGCGGCCGAGGCCCAGGAGCUCCAGGCUGAUCUCAGGGCGACCAGUGAUCAGAAGAGCCUUUUGCAGACGAGGCACGAUGCCCUCACAAACGAGUCGGCGUCCCUUCAGCGGGAUGUUGCCAGACUGCAGCGGGAGGUCUCGACACUCGAGGCUGCCGUGGAGCAGGAGAGGCAGCACGCCCUGCAGAUCGAGCGCAGCGUCCAGAACCAGUCCAAGGGCGAAGCUUCCCGCUUCAAGGGUGAAGUUGCGGAGCUGCGUGCCAGGCUCGAGGAGGCGGAGGAGGAGCGGCAGCGCACAAUACAGAGCGAGCGCAACAGCCGAGACCAGCUCAAGGACGAAAUUGAGCGCCUCAAGGACGAGAUUUCGGAUCUCCAGGCUGAGAUGCGCGAGAAGGACAACAUGUACGACAACGACAGCGAGAAGUGGGAGACAGAAAUGCACAACCUCGAGGCCGAGCGCGACCAGGCAAGAGAGCGGGCCGAGGGCCUGCAGCGCACCAUCGAGAAGCUGCGCGAUGUUGAGGGAGCGCUGUCGAGCAAGGAGUUCAAGCUUCAGCAGGCCAUGGACAGCGAGGCCCAGCGCCACACGAAGGAGGCAGCCGUGCUCGAGCGGCAGAUCGAUGAUCUGCAACAGGAUCUCGAGGCCAGGCAGGGAAUGCUGGAGGACCUGCGCAGGGAGCUGUCGACAGUCCGCGACGAGCUGCGCCAGGCCCGCCUCGACCACCAGACCGAGGUUGACAAGGUCGAGGGUCUCGAGGACGAAAUCGAGGUGCUGCAGACGACACUGGACGAGGAGUCGGAGAGGGCGGCUGAGGAGGUGGAGCAGGCCAGGAGAGAGUGCGACGACCUCAAGCAGCAACUCAAGACACUGCAGGCCGCCGUGGCCGACUCGACCCGCAAGCAGACGUCGGUCUCGCAUGAGGUGGCCAAGCACAACGCCGAGCACCUGGAGAGACUCAAGGCACAGCUGGCAGAGUCGACGGCCAAGUUCACCAGGGCGACCAAGGAGAAGCAGGCUCUGCAGGACCAGCUGGCCAGCCUUGACAUCGACAUGUACUCUCUGCGUGCCUCCCUCGCCGAGGCCAAGGCCGAGAGAGACGAGCUGGAGGGAGAGGUGCGGCUGGCAAAGCUGCAGGGUGCCGACACGGCCAAGAUGGACCAGGAGCGCAUUGAGCUCCGCACCACCAAGACCAAGCUUGACAACGAGGUGCGCCGCCUCAGGGAGGAGAACAAGUCCCUGGCGGUCCGUUUCACCGAGGUUGAGGCGCAGCUGGAGCAAGCCAACCAGAACGAUAACGACGACACCUUCCGGCUUGACCAGGAGCGCAUCACCCUCCGCACCGCCAAGACAAAGCUGGACGGUGAAGUGCGCCGCCUCAAGGAGGAAAACAAGACGCUUGCGGCGCGCCUCCGCGAGGUCGAGGCCGAACUGAGCAUGGCGAGGCAACAGGGCGAGCAGACGGUGCAGCUUGAGCAACAGAGAGGGGACAUCGUUGCGGCCAAGGCGAAGCUCGAAAGCGAGCUACGACGUCUCAAGGAGGACAACAUGGUCCUGGCGGCCGAGCGGGCCGAAAUCGAGGAAGAGCUUUUGCUCCUUUCCAAGCAGAGGGGCGAUCACACGUUCGAACUCGACCAGGAACGCAUAAACCUGCGUGUGGCCAAGACGAAGCUCGACAACGAGGUGCGCCGGCUGAAGGAGGAGAAUAGGCAACUGGCCGAGCACCGGCUCGAGGUCGAGCGGCGAUUCGACGAGGAGAUGGACAAGGCGGUGACCGAGGAGGAGCGGCUGACGCACGAGAUGCUGCAGCUCCAGGCCAAGCUCCGCCAGUCGGGCGAUAACCAGGCGCUCACGGCAGCGCGACGCAAGAUCCGCGAGCUGGAGCGCCGCGUCGACGACUACGAGGCGCAACUGGCCAUCCUCGGCGACGGCCACAACAUCGAGGGCAACAGCGACUUGUCGAUACUACGAAAGGACCUCACCAGCGCCCGCCAGAAGGAGCGUGACUUUGCCGAGCGUGAGGCAGCGCACAAGAGCACAGUGCGCGACCUCAAGCGCCAGAUCUCAGACCUUGAACGCAUGAUGCACGACGCCGAGAUGUCCCGCCUUCUGAUGUCGCCAGCGACAGUCGAGGCCAGCACCCCGGCGGCAGGACGCAGCAAGAUGGAGGCUACCCAGCUGCGCAACCAGCUGGGGCUUGCCCACCAAGUCGGUCAGGACCUCAAGAAGGCCCUACGCGAGGCUGAGCGCAAGUCAUCGACGGUCCGCGAGGAGCUGCAGGCACGCAUCGACGAGCUGGAGGACCGGUCCGCGGCUCUGGAGCAGCAGCUCGAGGACGCGCGAGCGGCGGCCGAGGAGGCGGCGGCGGCGGCGCAGACGACGCUCGCCAAGUACAAGACCAAACUCGAGCGGUACCGGCGCGAGCGUGACCAGUAUGCGGCCGCGCUCGAGCAGCAGAUGCAGGACAACACCAACACGGCCAGCACGGCGGCGACCGAGGUGACGACCGAGGAGCGCCGCGACCUGCACGCGCUGCUUCGCAAGGCACAGCUGGAGGCUGCCGCCUUCGAGCGCGACGUGCGCGAGCAGAAGACGCUCGUCGACGAGCUUAGCAAGGCGCAGGAGUCGCUGCGCAUGAAGCUUCAGCGCGUGCGCGGCGAGCGCGCCGCCUACCGCUCCGAGGCUGAGAAGAUGCGGCGCGAGCUCGGCCAGCUCGAGGUCGGCAACGCCGAGCUGACAAAGGCCAGGGACGAGGCCGAGUCGGCCAUCGUGGCCCACGCGCUCCUGCUGGCGGCCAGGGAGGCCGAGCUUGCGCGGCUAGCAGGCGGCCGUGUCCCCCGUGGCACCCCAGCCAGAGGCACCGCCGGUGGUCGAGGUUGAAGCUGAGGCGGUUGAAGUCGAGGCGGAGGCACAGCAGCCGCAGCAAGGGGAAGAACAGCAGUCCGAGGACAGUGGGGUCGACGUCAACGCCAUCAUGGAGAAGGCCGAGAGGCAGCGUGAGCGGCACAAGCGCGAGAUCCGCGGUCUCGCUAAGCAAAUCGAGUGGAUGCAGGCCCGGUACGAGCGCGAGGUGCAGUUCCGGACCGACGCAGUGUUGGGCAAGCAGUACCUGCAGGCGAAGCUGGAAAAGGCCAAGGCAUACAACAAGCAAGACCUCCGGGUGCUCGAGAACAUCCUCCAGUCCAUCGGCCAGACCGAGAUGCCGAGCCGGCGCAUGAAGGAAAAGGCGCAGGCCGUGGCCGAGACACCUCGCCGCAAGCUCAAGCACGCGCUCCACGCGGUCCGGUUCAUGGUGCGGGCCCGGCGCGCGGCCGAGGCGUGGCGGACGCACCUCGAGACGCGCAGGCAGCUCAAGGACGCUCUCGAGAAGGUGGAGCGCGCCCGACGCCUGCGCCACAUGCGCGACGAGUGGCGCGCCGAGGUCCGCGCCCGCUUCGUCGCCAACGAGGCCGCAGCCGCCGCCGCCGCUGCUGCUGCCUCUGGCGAGGGCGGCGGCGACAACGACGACAGCGCCGCCGACGGCGCCGGGGGCGGGGGCGGGGGCGGGGGCGGCAUCUGCGCCACCGGGUGGCCUGUGGCCGGCGAUACGACGACGCUCAGCAUCGACCUCGGGGCUUGAGCUACUUCUUUUUCACAACUUUUGAUGCUGCUCGUCGUGCGCUUCUUUGUGUUUUAUGGCUCUUUUUUUUCUCGAUACCCUCCGCUGCGUCGCAAAGCCCGUGCUGCUUCCACGUCUUCCACCAUCUAUCCAUCCAGCCCAUCAACCCCCCCUGCGCUGUGGGCUGAACCCGACUUUCUGAUACCUACCUCUUCUCAAGAGGCGUCGAUGGGGCCUAAUUGGUCUAACGCCCCGACACCUCUUGCCGUCUUUUUUUUAUAUCUUUUUUAUUAAUCGGUAAUCACAUCAACGGCCGAACUUUGUUGCUGCGGAGGGAAAAGGGGCGUUUUUUGUUCUGUUAUUUUUGUGUGGACAAAUGUUGGACAGAGCAAUGCUCACGAGACCUGGAUAUACAACCCUGUUGGCAUCACAGCUGUUGGCUUCUUCUUUUUUUUUAUCCCCUCUCAUCAGACAUCGUCGAGGGGAAAGGUGUUUGGGAGCCGAGGCGGGUGUAGGAAGAACUCAAAAUGGGACGGUCAUGGCGUGGCGUUUUUGGCGUCUAUUUCGGUCAGGGUAGUUUCUCGGUCUCUUGCAUUGGGGCUGUUCUCAAGAAUUCAUGAUAUGUAUAUUGGUCGCUUUUAUAGCCAAGCAUUUCGACUGCCUCCUCAGUGCCUUGCGAGCCCCUGAAUGCCACUUGUCAGAAACUCA
Molecule: messenger RNA, 5987 nt
Organism: Gaeumannomyces tritici R3-111a-1
Lineage: Eukaryota; Fungi; Ascomycota; Sordariomycetes; Magnaporthales; Magnaporthaceae
Product: tropomyosin-1 alpha chain
Exons: 2
Coding region: 224-4561 (1445 amino acids)
Cellular component (GO): microtubule organizing center
Source: RefSeq, a predicted model, not a curated record